UCAAUCUGGCAACCCGUACAUAGACUAUAAAUAGGCGCUGCAGUGGAGCUUCAUGAGUGGGUCGCGUGAAGCACAAAGCAGCUCUUCCGAAUAGACUGGGAACUCCAACACUACAGAAUGGCACCGAAGAAGGUCUGUAUUAUCGGUUCUGGCAACUGGGGUUCUGCCAUUGCCAAGAUCGUUGGAUCCAACACUGCCAAGUUUGCCACGUUUGAGGACACGGUGAACAUGUGGGUGUUUGAAGAAAUGGUGAACGGACGCAAACUCACAGAAUUUAUCAACAUGGAGCAUGAGAAUGUCAAAUACCUACCAGGACAUAAGCUGCCUCCUAACGUGGUGGCUGUUCCAGAUCUAUUAGAAGCCGUGAAAGGUGCAGACAUUCUUAUCUUUGUAAUCCCACACCAGUUUGUAAAGAGAACUUGCGACACAAUCAAAGGUCACAUCAAGUCGGAUGCGGUGGGCAUGUCCCUAAUCAAGGGUGUUGAUGAGGGUCCAGAUGGGUUGAAACUCAUUUCUGAUGUCAUCAAGGAGAAGCUGGGUAUAAAUAUGACUGUGCUAAUGGGAGCCAACCUGGCCAAUGAGGUGGCUGAGGGCAAAUUCUGUGAGACUACAAUUGGCUGUAAAAGUAAAGAACACGGGCCACUGCUGAAGGAACUCAUGCAGACAAUGAACUUUCGUGUUACAGUAGUGGAAGAGUCGGAUGUUGUAGAGAUUUGUGGAGCUUUGAAGAACAUUGUGGCAGUUGGCGCAGGUUUCUGCGACGGACUUGGCUUCGGUGAUAACACCAAAGCAGCUGUAAUCCGUUUGGGUCUGAUGGAGAUGAUUGCUUUUGCACGUAUCUUCUGCACAUCCAGUACUGUCUCCCCUGCCACCUUCCUGGAGAGCUGUGGUGUUGCUGACCUAAUCACCACCUGCUAUGGAGGACGCAACCGUAAAAUCGGUGAGGCUUUCGCCAAAACCGGCAAGUCAAUUGAAGAGCUGGAGAAGGAGAUGCUGAAUGGGCAGAAGCUUCAGGGUCCAGCCACUGCAGCUGAAGUGAACCACAUUCUCAAACACAAAAACCUGGUGGACAAAUUUCCUCUGUUCAACGCAGUGUAUCAGAUCUGCUUCCAGGGCCAUCCAGUGAAAGAGUUCAUCAGCUGCUUGCAGAAUCACCCAGAACACAUGUAACAACAUCCUGAAUCAUGAUAAGGUUUGUCUAGUUAAAAAGCUACUACUAAUCUAGUUGGGGAGUUGGGGCUGUCUUCACCGUGCCUAUAUUUCUAACUGAGGAAAGAAGAAUCUGAACUAGGGCUAACCUGAAUGUCUGAACUUCAUUUUUAAAGAAAGCCUUACGCCAACACCUAAAUCACCCUGUCUAUGUUGUUAAGUAAGAUUUUAACCUACGAUUUUUUGUUUUGUAAAUGUGUCUUAACUGAGAUAUGUACUAACUGUAUUCAUGUAGCUGCUCUUGAGUGAGUAAGCUGCUUUGUUACACUACUGUGUGUGCUGACAGAAUCUAAAGGAGUGUGGAUUUAAGUGCCUUAAAUGUUUUUUACCUGAAUAUUCAUCCUGCUCAGUUGUUCAUUUGUUUUCUGUUCAAGGCGAAACAUUAAAAGUAACUCUACACACUAAUACAAAGUGUACAUCCCUGCUUUUACAAUCUGGUUUAUUUUUGAUUGAAUGUGUAUUCUGGCGCAAACAUAAAAUACUGUCAUUUUGAAAAAUUAUUUAAACUGAA
Tachysurus fulvidraco (yellow catfish) is the source of this 1720-nucleotide messenger RNA. RefSeq names its product glycerol-3-phosphate dehydrogenase 1b (gene gpd1b). Gene Ontology annotation, cellular component: cytosol; glycerol-3-phosphate dehydrogenase (FAD) complex. Gene Ontology annotation, molecular function: NAD binding; protein homodimerization activity; glycerol-3-phosphate dehydrogenase [NAD(P)+] activity. The transcript is spliced from 8 exons. Bases 118 to 1170 code for a protein of 350 amino acids. NCBI's taxonomy places the organism in Eukaryota, Metazoa, Chordata, Actinopteri, Siluriformes, Bagridae. The record is from RefSeq and is a predicted model, not a curated record. Gene Ontology annotation, biological process: glycerol-3-phosphate catabolic process; carbohydrate metabolic process.